UCCACAGUCGCAAACUCAGAAGGCUCCUCCUGCCUUUUACCUCUCACCUUCCCCGCGCCGCCGCGCUAAUUAAUUACAUCCCCUUCCACAUCCUCAGCCAUGGCGGCGCCGAGCUGGAUCCAGCGGCCGCGCGCGGCCCUCUUCCUGCUACUGCUCCUCGCCUUCCACCGCUCCCUCUCCCUCGCAGCCAACUUCGAGGGCUUCGACUCCGACGACCUCCCUUCCGCCGCCGCCGGCCUCGACGCCGACGAUGACGAGGAGGGCCUCGACCUCCCGCCCCCUCCGCCCAUCUCCCUCUCCACCUCCACGCCUUCGCCUCCCGUCACGACGUCCACGCCGAACCCUAACCCCUCAACGCCCACGCCUCCGAACCCCACCCCCGCGCUCGAUCUCUGGGACGAGGACGAGUUUGAGGGCAUCCCCGUGCCGGAAGCGGUCUCCUCCGAAGAUUCCUCCGCGCCGGCCGAGGCCGCCUUGUCAGAUCCCUCCGCGGAGGCCGCGGCCGAGGCCGAGGCCGCGCCGGCCCCGAAGAGGCGGCCGGCGGAGCUCCUCCGCGCGUUCUCUGUCGAGAUCGCCUGCGUCAGCUUCCUGAUAUGCUUUUUGCUCAACUACUUCACCGGGAAGCGGCAGAACGAGGCGCUCGCGCUGGCAUGGGCCACCAAGUUCGCCACGAGGGACUCCAUCUUCGACAAGAACUUCAGUCUCCUCGGCACCGGCGACGGCAAGGACACGCCGCUCCUGCUCAAGGAGGGCCGGGACGUGUUCAAGUUCUACGCCAGCGGGAGGCGCUUCUGCCAGGGGUUGAUCGCUACCAUGGAGAUGCGCGCGCGGCACGACCUGCUGUCCAAGCUGGUGGACUUGGUGUUCCCCAGGAAGGACACAAUCACGUUCGAGGUGGUGAUGAACGAGGAGGCCAUGGACCAUGUGGUGGUGGCCGUGGCCAGGAAGAAGGCAGCCAAGACGAUGCAGAAGGAGGAGAGGGAUCUGCAAAGGUUUGCUGGGGUUCUCACUUCGGCACCCGCUGGGAGAAGGUGGGUUGCGGAUGAGCUUGCUGUGGUAGCUGAGUCGAAGGAGGUUGCUGGGGAUAUGAUCAGUGAGGCCGUGCUGGAUCAGGUUCUUGGUGACAAAGCAUUCGGAAAAUUUGGAAAGUAUUUCAUCUCGCUUCAUUUUUCAGACCAAUUGGCAGGCUCCUACAAGAAGUUGCUCACGUUCAAGUUUGUGCUGCCUGAUGUAAACAACAUGUCUGAGAUGACAAGAUUAGUUGCCCUCGUGCCAUACUACAUUGAUUUGGUUGGACGUUAUAAGCUCAGCUCACAUGCUCGCUCGAAAACUGAAGCAGCUAGAACAAAGGCUGCUCAGGAGGCUUUCAGGGAACUUCAGAGUGCCAGGCAGGAGGCCCUGCAGAAGAAAAAGGCUGAAAAGAAAAAACUGAUGGAGGAGGCAGAGGCCAAAUUAAGCGCUGAGGCACUCCGAAAGAAAGAGGAAAAGGAAAGGGCUCGGCAGAUGAAGAAGUCUGGGCCCAAAGUGAAAAUGCUCCGUUCUUAAUAACGUAAAGAAUCUAUCACGGAUUGGCCUUUGCUAUUCACAAGCUGACUUGCCUAUAUAGUUCAGUGCUCGGUAGACUCUCAUUUAUGUCAUAAUUUUGGGCCAUAUGUUUCCCCAUUGUGAGAAUGAGCAAAAGGAUCGAGGAGAAAAGAAUCCUCACAGGUGUUUCGGCUUUGUUAGGGGGUUUGAAAUGCUGAUCUGUGCCCCGUUAUUAGAUGCGUACCAGAAACAUCUCUAGCCCGAUUCGCCCACAAUAGAUCAGUUACUUUCUCAAAAAUUGGUUAUGCAGCCCUUGUUGUAAAAAAACUCGAACUUACAUGAUUCGCUGUGUAGUAUGUUGAUAGAAUUAUGAUCUGAAAUUCUAUGCUCCGAUUACAUGCUUUGACGUUCUAGCAAA
Molecule: messenger RNA, 1942 nt
Organism: Phragmites australis (common reed)
Lineage: Eukaryota; Viridiplantae; Streptophyta; Magnoliopsida; Poales; Poaceae
Exons: 3
Coding region: 100-1545 (481 amino acids)
Biological process (GO): endoplasmic reticulum calcium ion homeostasis
Cellular component (GO): endoplasmic reticulum
Molecular function (GO): calcium ion binding
Source: RefSeq, a predicted model, not a curated record